This is a messenger RNA of Didymosphaeria variabile, 261 nucleotides long. RefSeq lists its product as uncharacterized. The coding region runs from base 1 to 261 and encodes 86 amino acids. The record is from RefSeq and is a predicted model, not a curated record. Lineage: Eukaryota; Fungi; Ascomycota; Dothideomycetes; Pleosporales; Didymosphaeriaceae. The transcript is spliced from 3 exons.
AUGAAAGCACGUACCCUUCUAGAGAAGAUAGUCUCCUUCAUUGGUGAAGACAAGUGGUUCAAGCCAAUCGCAGCUCGCGGAUACUGGAAGCUAGGUCGUACGCUUUUGCGUGAAGGUGGUGAUGAUAACGAGGACGAGGCGCAGACGCAAAUUGACAAAGCAAUGAGCCUUCGACAUGAGAUUGCUCCAGGCGAUGAUCGUAAGGAGAGAGACUUGAAUGACCGUGAUUGGGAUAAUCUGGUGUUCUACUUGUUCAGAUAA